This is a messenger RNA of Thalassophryne amazonica, 3469 nucleotides long. Its product is annotated as leucine-rich repeat-containing protein 58-like. Gene Ontology annotation, molecular function: protein binding. The record is from RefSeq and is a predicted model, not a curated record. The coding region runs from base 180 to 1244 and encodes 354 amino acids. The transcript has 4 exons. Lineage: Eukaryota; Metazoa; Chordata; Actinopteri; Batrachoidiformes; Batrachoididae.
AAAAAAAAAAAGGACAUGUGGUGUUUAAAUGUGUUAAACUGUCGUACAGAAAUGAUUUCAGCUCCCACGUUAAGAACACGUUAAAUGCUGGCGGUAACAUCACGGAGGCAGGACUUGUAUGAGGUCCUUGUUCGGUGUUUUCGCUAAAAAAAAAAAAAUAAUAAAAAAAAAAAGUUAAAAUGGAGCUCCACGACGGCCAGAGUUCGGCGGCGGUAGGUGACGGAGUGCUCGAUUUCUCCCGCUUGCGUCUGACCAGUUUUACCGGCGACACCGUCAGCGAGGAGAGGAAAAGAGAAACCAGACAGCUGUACUUGAACCACAACCGGCUGUCGUCGUUGUCGUCCUCCGUGUGCCUUUUCUCCAACCUGGAGUUUCUGGACAUCAGCAACAACGGACUUUCGGUCAUCUGCGAGGAUGUGACCCGGCUGACCAGACUGAGGACGCUCGUAGCCAGAAACAACCGACUGGACGAGUUCUCGCUGCCCAAAGAGUUCGGGUCUCUGCAGCUAGAGGUGCUCAACUUUAGUGGGAACCGGUUUGAGGAGAUCCCGCUUCAGUGCACCAAGCUGCCGCGUCUGCAGUCUCUGUCACUCGGUGGAAACAGACUGAGAAGUAUACCUGCGGAGAUAGAAAACCUAACCAGUCUGGAGUUGUUGUAUCUGGGUGGAAACCUCAUCUCAGCGAUACCUCCAGAACUGGCCAACUUGCCCUACCUCACCUACCUGGUGCUCUGCGACAACCAAAUCCAAAGUGUUCCCCCACAACUCACCAGACUCCACUCGCUCCGAUCCUUAAGUCUCCACAACAACCUGCUCACCUACCUGCCCAGGGAGAUCCUCAGCUUAGUCCACCUGCAGGAGCUCAGUCUCCGUGGCAACCCUCUGGUGGUGCGCUUUGUCAAGGAGAUGACCUACGACCCUCCCUCACUGCUAGAGCUGGCAGGACGUACCAUUAAGAGCCGAAAUAUCCCGUACUUGCCCUGUGAUCUGCCGUCGCCCCUGCUGCGUUACUUGGACCUGGCCAGCAAGUGUCCCAACCCCAAGUGCGCCGGCGUCUACUUCGACUCAUGUGUGCGCCAUAUCAAGUUUGUGGACUUCUGCGGGAAGUACCGGCUGCCUCUCAUGCACUACCUGUGCUCGCCAGAGUGCACAUCGCCGUGCAGUUCCAAUCCACAGAGCGAUGCCGAGUCGGAGGAGGAGAACAGUGUGCCUGCCGACCGCCUGCAGAGGGUCCUGCUGGGAUAGAAGGAAGAGGCUGGACUGGAUCCGUCACUGUAGAGGAACUCGACCACGUCAGACUGUGCGACGAACACAAAACAUUGGUGCUGGGAAAAAAAAAACUUAUGAUCUGGAUGUCUGUGUUCACACUCUUGCCACAUGCUCAUGUAGGUAGCACGAUCAAAGCAAGUGACUUGAGAUUUCCUGUGUUGCCUCACAAAUCCACAUGCCUUCACCAAACUGUCAGUCUGACAGAUGGCCACAGGAGGGCAGUAAAAAUCGCAUUUGGAUGACCACAGUGAUGAGCAGCAGAAUAGUUUAUCAAAUGACACUUUUAUUAGCUUCUUUUCCUGAUCAGCCAGAACAAUAGGAAGCUAUUUUUUCCUGCAAAAUAACAAAAUGAACAGCACAAUUGUUUUUUGUUUUUUGUUUUUUUUUUUGUUUGUUUUUUUUGGGUCAGUAAAUAAGCAACACACAAAUGGAAAAACCUUGUAGUUUUCCAAAACUGUUCUGAUUGUUGCAUUCUUUUACAAAUGGCAAAGGUUCAUGUUUUUUUUUUUUUUUUUUUUUUUUUGCUAGUAACUGCAUAGUGUUUCUUUAAACAAAUUACAGUAAUAUAUAUAUUUUUAAUUAACUAAUUAAGAAUUAUAUGUGGAAAGCGCUUGUUUAGAGGAAAUGUGUGUACAGCAGCUGACAGGAAAAAAAAUUCAACCAGCCACUCAGAACAUGAUGAUGCAAUACGAAUACAUCUUAAUGACAGAGUUGUACACAAACACACCUUCUAUUGCAACAUGUGCACACGACCUUGGCUGCGAAUAUAUCUCGGUGAAACAUGCGAGUUGAGAUUGCACAUGCAAAACCUUUUAGCGAUGUGACUCUGUGCCGUAUUGCAGUAUCACGUGCAUUGCGUGGUGUCACAUAGAUGUAAUUACAAGCAGAGAAACGCAUAUGCUAUGUACAGGUGCACACUUAUUUGCACCGGAUUUGGCAGAUUGUUCAGGUGGAGAGUCAUGAGAGCAGCGGAGAGAAACAAGAAGCUGUGCACCUUGAAAUUUGGGUGCUUUAAAGGCGUUACAGCUUCUUCUGCCUGAUGUAUUUUGUGCACGCAACAUAUAAUGCGUUCUGAUACUUUCAUUAUUUUGUGCACAUUAGAGAAAUGCUUAAAUAAUUUUGGCAGUGCAUCCAGCCAUUAACAAAGAUGAAGUGCUGGUUCACAUGCAUGUUUCUUUCUGAGCAAACAAAAUCUAUUCUGUGCUCAAUUAAUGUAUUUCCAGGUUUGUUGUUAGCCACAUAAAGACCAAAUAACAUUUAUCUCACAGGGUGUUGGUUUUUUUUUUCAGUUUGUCAAUUUGACAUUUAUGUGCACAGGAGCUAAUCAAACGUGGGAAAUAAUUGCAUCUUGUGCGCACACUAACAUUUUGGGUGCUCAAUAAGAAUCUGUGCAGCUCCUGAUUUCCUUCACUGCAAGCACAGUGGCGCACACUGUAAUGUGUGACUUGUUUUCUUCUGUUCUUCAGAAGCAUGUUUCUGCAUUAUGUUAAUAAGGAGUGAUUGCAUCAUAUCAUAGUGCAGCGAGUUUCCAACUUAAUAUUCAGUGUGUAAAUACUGCAUUUUACAGAUCUGUAGUAAAACAGCACGACUUCUCAAGCCACAUUAGAACACAAACAACACAGCUUUAAAAGAUGCAUUUUUUUCUGAAUUUAAUCGCUUUGAGGACAAAAACUAAAAUUCCAGUGGGAGGUUAAAGUGUUUAUUGUGGCUGCUUCUGACCCACCUUGUUCUUGUUUGUGGAAGGAUGUGGAUAAUAAUGCUUUGUGUCUGUUUGUGAGCAGAAGGAAACCCAACCUUAUUGUUCAGAAAACACAGCAAUGCUCCUUUAUGUUACAGUAGCUCCUACAUUCAUGCUUUAAUUAAUGAAGUGCCUUCUUUUAACACAGCAUUGACAGGAAUAUGACACAUACAACCUGAAGUGUGAGAAGAUUAAUAUUUGGAGCUAUAAAAUCCUUAUUUAAAGGGUUUUCAUUCUUACACUUAACCAUCAUGAAAUGUUAGUUUAAACUGAAGUGCUUUUAUACAUUUUGUGUCAGGCAGACUGUGUAUUGUUAUUACAACUACUACUACAAAAAAAUGGUGGAUGUGAUACAGCAAAUUAUAUAUUGACACUAAUCAUAUGCGCUCCAUUAAGACAAUGUAAGUAGCCUGUACAGUGUAGAAUAAUUAAUAAUAAUAAUAAAUACAAAUCUUAAUACCUA